Messenger RNA from Drosophila miranda, 1035 nucleotides. RefSeq names its product formin-like protein 16. The coding region runs from base 1 to 1035 and encodes 344 amino acids. The transcript has a single exon. Lineage: Eukaryota; Metazoa; Arthropoda; Insecta; Diptera; Drosophilidae. The record is from RefSeq and is a predicted model, not a curated record.
AUGUACGCAGAUAUGGAGCUAGACGCCGACGAGGCAGGGGCAGCCGACCACGAGGGUCCCCGAGACAGCCCCCCGCUGUUCUCCCGCCGACCAUCCGGGUUCCGUCGAGAGAACCUGUGGUCGCCGCCGCUGUAUAAACGACGAGCCGCGCCCUGCUCCCCGGAGCCAGGGUCACCGUCAUUCGAAGAGGAGUUCGAAGAUGCCGGUUCUAGCCAGCACAGCUUCCCGGAACCAGAGACGCCAUCAUACGCGCCGAUGUUCGAACAGGAGUUUGAAGAUGCCGGUUAUCACCAGCGCCGCGAUCCCCGAACCGGCCGUGGCAUUUACCGCCCCGAGAGGGGGCUGGAGCGUUACACACCGAAACCAUACAACGCGUACUACGACGACGGGGAGAGCGAAGAGGAGGAACCCUACGGUCGGCAAUUCAUAGCCGAAACAGAGACCUUUCACCACACGGUCACGCCAUGGGGGUUACGCGUCACGCGUAACCACCAGAUGUCCGUAGACGUCUUUGUCCCUCCCGGCCGGAAUGUUAACGCGUUCUUCAGGACAUUCCGAGAAGCCGCGGAACCAAUCGACUACCGCUCCGAACCGGCCGCCGCAGCCAGGGCAAGCCCCCCGCACGCCGAAGCGCGACCGCCAACGCCCGCAUCGCAUCCUCCCCGAUGCCCCAAUCCUCCCGAAGAGUCAGCGGCGGCCACGCCUUCGCACGCCGAAGCGCGACCGCCAACGCCCGCAUCGGAUCCUCCCCGAUGCCCCAAUCCUCCAGAAGAGUCAGCGGCGACCACACCAACACACGCCGAAGCGCCCCACGCGGAGGCAGCGCAAGGCCCUCCCGCUGAAUGGCCCACCGGGGCUACAGAAGAGGGAAACGCCGCACCAGUUCGACAAGCGGAGCUGACCGAACCGGAGGAGCAGUGGGACCAUGACCCUACGGAGGGUAAAACAACCCGUUGCGGAGGAGACGGCGCCGACCCCCCAAACUGGGGAGUGGGAAGGACAAGACGAGUUGCUGGUGGACUGCGACUUGGAUGA